Nerophis lumbriciformis (worm pipefish) is the source of this 3162-nucleotide messenger RNA. Its product is annotated as palmitoyltransferase ZDHHC8B-like. The record is from RefSeq and is a predicted model, not a curated record. Gene Ontology annotation, molecular function: palmitoyltransferase activity. Gene Ontology annotation, biological process: protein palmitoylation. NCBI's taxonomy places the organism in Eukaryota, Metazoa, Chordata, Actinopteri, Syngnathiformes, Syngnathidae.
UGAGGAAUAAACACUCAAACAUCCGGUUGAGUCACGUGUUUUUCCUGCACGAUUAAACAAGAAACGUGCUAACAAUGUCCGCAAUGUGACGAUCUCUACUAGAAAGUAUGCUGGUGGACAUAAUUAGUGAAUUAAAAAAAAAAAUUAAAAAAAAAUUGCAAUUUAGGCUCCACCUUUUCUAGCAGUCCGGUGACCUCACGGAUGGGCUGGAUUGGAAGGGUGGGAUUUCCAGGCUUCCACACAGCAGAGAAGCUCUUCUCUUGCACGGAUUGGACUCCAAACAUUUUUGCUUCCAAAAAGCCACAUCGGAUAUUCUUUUUUUUUUUUUUUUUCCCUCCAUGCAAUUCCAAAGCGGGAUAAACAAUUGAGGAAUGUGGACAUUACAGAAUGCCCACCAGCGCCGGAAAGAGAUUUAAACCCAGCAAAUACAUCCCCGUGUCCACGGCCGCCACACUCCUGGUGGGAUCGACCACUUUGUUUUUCGUUUUCACGUGUCCCUGGUUGACCAAGGUGAUCUCCCCCCUUGUGCCCCUCUACAAUGGCCUGGUCUUCCUCUUUGUCUUGGCCAACUUCAGCAUGGCCACCUUCAUGGACCCCGGCGUUUACCCCAGAGCGGACGAGGAUGAAGAUAAGGACGACGACUUCCGAGCACCCCUCUACAAGAACGUGGAGGUCAAGGGCAUCCAGGUGCGCAUGAAGUGGUGCGCCACCUGUCACUUCUACAGGCCGCCCAGGUGCUCGCAUUGCAGCGUCUGUGACAACUGUGUGGAGGACUUUGAUCAUCACUGUCCUUGGGUGAACAACUGCAUCGGACGAAGAAACUAUCGCUACUUCUUCCUCUUCCUGUUGUCUUUGAGCAUCCACAUGAUGGGAGUCUUCACCUUCGGCCUUAUUUUCGUCCUGCACCACAGGGAGAGGCUGGCCGUUCUGCACACGACCGUCACACUGGUGGUGAUGUGCAUCUCUGGGCUUUUCUUCAUUCCCGUCAUGGGGCUCACAGGUUUCCACAUGGUGCUUGUGGCUCGAGGUCGAACCACCAAUGAGCAAGUUACGGGCAAGUUUCGUGGAGGAGUAAAUCCUUUCACGAAAGGUUGCUGUGGCAACGUGGAGUUUGUCUUAUGUAGUCCUCUGGCGCCGAGGUACACGUUGGACCCCCGGAAGAAGCCCAACAUUAAAAUCCAACCCCCGUUCAUCAGACCAGAACUCUCAGACAGGAAAAUCAUCAUCAAGAUCAACGACAACGGCAUCCACAGCACCAUCAUCAACUCCAAGUCCAAAACCAGCAUAGACGGUCUGGACGACAAAGAGAGUCAGCCACCACUGCCGCCAAAAGCUGACAGGUACAACCAGUUGAAGAACCACCUGACCUCCAGUGAGGAAAGUUCCGUGUCUGCAAAGACUCAUCCCUCCACUCCCGCCAUGUACAAGUUCCGACCGUCCUUUGGCACGGUUCCAAAGGUGCACUACCACGCAGCGGGAGACAAGAUCGUCUUGCCGGACGACCAGAAGAGCUCCGGCAUCCUGGAAGAGAACAUCCGUGGUCACGACUUCCGCUCGGAGCCCAACUUGGAUCUCCCGGAGUACGCCAACGCUCCUCUCCACCGCACCUUCAAGUCCUCGCCCUUCCAGCUGGACGCCGACCCGGUCACCCCCAGGACGGUGAGCGUGAAGCAGGCCGCCCAUCGCUCAGAGAAGGGCCAACUCGUGGUGGGUCUGCAGCCUCACCCCGCGGCCUCGGCGCCGUACCAGGGCGUCUUCUCUCCCAACACGCUCUCCAAUCGCAACGGCAGCUUGUCCUACGACAGCCUGCUCAACCCCGGCACGACUCCGCCCACCGCCAGCGAGUGCUUGGCUCACCGGGGCGGGCCGCCGACGGGCUUCCACUCCCCGUACCUGCCCGCCAAGAUGUGCCACGCUCGGGAGCCUGAGAUGCAGCGGCAGCAGGUGGCCGCCUCCUACAGUCCGGCCAUGUCGUGCAGGGGGCUGGGCCGGCAGUCCCCUCACCUCCACGACCGGGAGCCGUCCCCGGUGCGCUACGACAACCUCUCCCAGACCAUCAUGGCCUCCAUCCAGGAGCGCAAGGAGCGGGAGGAGCGGGAGAAGCGCCACAUGCUGCAUGGACACUCCCACACGCACAUCUACGCCCAGGACUCCGGGGGAUUUGAGGGCGGCUCGGGCGGAUACCCCUGCUACGACGGUCCCCGCUGCGCCGGCUCCCGGGGCCCGACCCCUCCGGCCUACGGCAGCUCCAGAGACAACCUGAUGGGGGUCGGGCUGAGCUACGGCCAGAGAACGCCGGUGCUCCGCCAGGCCGGGUCCACCUUAGGCCGCGCCCCCAGGACUUCCUCCGGCUCCUUGCACACGGAUCCCAGCAGCACCAACAACAACAACCACGGGAGGGUCCAGGAGGGGCCCUACCGCUCCCCGGCCCACCACCCCCACUCCCCCGCCAUGUCCCGAUCGCCCUCCUACUCCCACCAGAAACUCUCAUACGUGAGCGCCCAGGAGAGGAUGGACUCGCCUCGUCUGGGAGGGCCGAGAGAGUCCGUGAAAGUGAACGGCUACGUGGAUUUCCACCCGAGCGACACCGUCAGUCCCAGUCGCCACGGCAACGUGAAGAAAGUGACUGGCGUCGGCGGCACCACCUACGAGAUUUCAGUGUGAGCGAGGGACAACCCGAUGGGGAGUUAACACGACCAAUCGGAGGCGCUGUUUGUCGCCGUUACUCAUAGGCUCCUUGUACGUGUAAAUUGGAUCUUUUUGUCAGCCGAUUCUCUUUGCCAUGUGCACAAAUAAGGAACACAAUUCCAGUAAAUUCCGACCCUUACGAGUAUGUCGAGUCCUCCUCUACUUGGCCUCAAGACGCAACGUCUCCAUCAGUGUCUUUUGGAACCACCAGAAUACCUCACACUUGGCACCGUUUCAUCGUCUAAUUGAAUGGCAAUUUGUUGUCCGCUUCGGCGUUUGGGUAGAAUUCCAGGACGGGGAACAAUUUAUCGACGCGAGAUAUUAUCGAUGUAUUAACAUUUUUUUAAUAUGUUUGCAGAUAUACCCAACGUACUGUAUUGUAUGCCUGCCAUGUUUACGUUUUGUAAUCACUUAUAAAAAAUUCAGCAAAUGAAGAGAAGGGCUCCCACCAGAAUAAAAUACACGACAGGUAAA